This is a messenger RNA of Rhodamnia argentea, 2725 nucleotides long. Its product is annotated as disease resistance protein Roq1-like. Gene Ontology annotation, molecular function: ADP binding. NCBI's taxonomy places the organism in Eukaryota, Viridiplantae, Streptophyta, Magnoliopsida, Myrtales, Myrtaceae. Gene Ontology annotation, biological process: defense response; signal transduction. The record is from RefSeq and is a predicted model, not a curated record. The transcript has 4 exons. Bases 80 to 2725 code for a protein of 881 amino acids.
UCAAGUAUCCCAACUCAAUCAUCAAUGCUUUCAGAUCUCAAGUAAGAAUCUAAGCUAGGGCAGCAUCCCAGUCUCUCUAAUGGCCUCUUCUUUGCAACCAGAACGAAAUUACGAUGUGUUCCUCAGUUUCAGAGGCGAAGAUAUCCGCAACAACUUCGUGGGUCAUCUAUGGAAGGCCUUGGAUGGGGCUGGCGUGAGGACGUUCAUCGAUAGCAAGGAACUGAGGAAGGGAGAUGGAAUAUCACCCUCGAUCGCAAGGGCGAUCGAAGGAUCCCGCAUCACGGUUGUCGUCUUCUCGGAGAACUAUGCUUCGUCGCCGUGGUGCUUGGAGGAGCUAGUACAGAUAUUAGAGUGCAAGAAGAUGAAUGAACAGGUUGUCAUGCCUGUGUUUUACAAAGUGGAACCGAGGAAAGUAAGAGGAAGGCACGGGAGUUACGGGACGGCACUGGCAAUGCACGGACGCAAGUAUGGGAAGGGUUCAGAGAGAGUGAAGAAAUGGAGGGAAGCUCUUGCUGAAGCUGCUAAUUUGUCUGGGUGGCAUCUGGACAAUGGAGAUGAGUCCAGUCUAAUUGAGAGCAUAACUAGAGAGAUCUCAGUCAAAUUAGGCAAAGUGCCCCUCCAUGUUGCCAAGCAUCCGGUUGGAAUAGAAUACAGGGUGGAGAAAGUCAAAUCGUUGCUGAGAAUGGAACUUAGUGAUGCUCACAUGGCGGGAAUCUGGGGGACUGGAGGCAUAGGAAAGACGACAAUUGCUAAAGCUGUUUACAAUUCUCUCAUCGGCCAAUUUGCCAACCACUGCUUUCUCCACAAAGUGGGCGAAACAUCGAAAAAUCUCGGCCUGGUUCAUCUGCAGAAAGAACUUCUACGGGAGAUGUUGGGGACAAAAGACUUGGAAGUGCCGAGCGUCGAUGCGGGGAUUAAUUUGAUACGGGAUAGGCUCUGCUGCAAAAAGGUUCUUCUUGUUCUUGAUGAUGUGACUGGUAUGGACCAAUUAGAUGCAUUAGCCGGAGAAUGCAACUGGUUCAGUAAAGGAAGUCGGGUCAUCAUUACAACAAGAGACAAACAUUUGCUAAAUUCUCAUGGCGUGAACGAAAUAUAUGAGGUCAAACCUUUAAAUCACACCGAAUCUCUUGAGCUCCUUAGUUGCCAUGCUUUUCCAAAGGGUGCGAAAAUGGGGAUCAGUAGGGAUCUGGUGGACGGCGUUCUGAGGUAUGCGAAUGGGCUUCCACUGGCGCUUGUAGUGUUGGGUUCGUUUUUGCAUGGUAGAAGCAAAGAGCAGUGGAAGAGCGCAUUGAAUAAACUUGCAGAGCAUCCGAACGAAAUGAUCAAUAAUGUCCUGAAGAUUAGCUUUGAGGCCCUGGAUGAUCAGCAGAAGGAAAUUUUUCUCGAUAUUGGUUGUUUCUUUGUGGGGAAGGAUCAUAAGUACGUAAACCAAGUUCUUGAUGCAUGCGGCUUCGAACCGAUCAUUGACAUGCAAGUACUAGUUGAGAGGUCUCUGAUAAGUAUUGAACGUGGGAAGAUUCAAAUGCAUGACUUGCUUCAAUUAAUGGCCAAAGAUAGUGUCUAUCAAGAGUGCCCAGAGGAGCCAAGCAGACGCAGCAGGUUAUGGUCGUAUGAUGAUGUUCGUGAAGUAUUGGCAUCAGAUACAGUAAUACCGGAAUCAACUGCUAUCAAAGCAAUCGGUCUCUCGGAGUAUAAUCCAGAAGAAGAUCUGCUUAUUAGUCCGGCCUCGUUAGCAAAUUUGAAGAGGCUGCGACUGCUCAUACUUAGAAAUGCAUGCUUUCCCAAUGGAUCCGAGCAAUGUCUCGCUCCAGAGGUGAGAUGGUUUGAAUGGCUUGGAUACACUUCAGCAAUCUUUCCGACAUUUCGCAACCCAGAGAAGCUCGUGGGGCUUCAUAUGUGGUACAGUCUUAUUCUAGAAUUGGGGAGUGAAUUCAAGAAUCUUAGAAAUUUGAAAUAUGUCAAUUUCGGUGAAAGUGGGUUUCUCAAGAAGUUUCCUGACAUUUCAAAGAUCCCAAAUGUUGAAAGUUUGAAGCUACACGGAUGCGUUCGAUUAGUUGAGAUCCAUGAAUCUGUUGGGCAGCUGGAGGAGCUUGUUGAAUUGGAUCUUGAAUCUUGUUUAAGCCUUGAGACGUGUCCUUCUACACUGAAAUCGAAAUAUUAUAAAUUCCUGCGCUUCGAGAGUUGCUCCCGUCUCGCAAAGUUCCCUACCAUCUCGACACAAAUGGAAGCUCUGCAAAUGCUUAGCUUAAAUGAAAGCGGGAUCGAAGAAUUGCCAGAUUCAAUCAGGAAUCUUGUUUCUCUCGUAGCUCUGUUUAUGGAUGACUGCAAGGAACUUUCAGUCCUUCCUAGCAGCAUACACAGUUUGCAAGCUCUUAAGCAUAUGAGUGCGAAUGGUUGUUCGAAGCUUCGUAAGUUUCCACGCAAGAUGGAAAAUGAUUCAGUUGAUCCGGAUUGCGCCGUCGGAUUGCCGAGUCUAAUUCAUCUGAGUCUAAGCAAUUGCAGUCUAUCGGAAGUGGAGUUUCUCAUGGAUCUUACCUGCUUUUCCACCUUGUCCUUCCUGUCCCUGGCGGGUAAUGCUAUUACUACUCUGCCUGCGUGCAUCAGUAAGUUUGACGAGUUGAGUGUGCCUGAUUUGUCAAAUUGUGAGCAGCUUCAACGGAACUUUGAACCUCCCCGACUUCUAUGGUUAUCCGAGGUCGAGUUGGGUGGAAAUUAUAAUUUUUAA